AAGAGUGUCAGACAGUGCCGCAGUUGUGUCAAGAGUAUGCAGGGCACACACUCUUGUCUGGGAUACGUGCGGCGUGGCCUCGCAGUUUGGCGCCCAAGAUGCGUACUGCCCACACGAGCCCUCAGGAGUGCAUCUACCCAGAGCAAAUCUCACGACUCCUACGAUGGGUGGCCGGAGAGAUGCGACGUGCUGGUGGUGGGCGGCGGAGCUGUCGGGUCAUCGACAGCGUACCACCUGAAACAGCGAGCUGGAAGAGACCUUAAUGUGGUGGUGGUGGAGCGAGAUUCUACUUACAAGCGGGCUUCGACAGCGCUCUCCUUAGGUAACAUCCGUCAGCAGUUCAGUGUCCCGGAGAACGUGCAUCUGUCCAUGUACAGCGUGAGGUUUCUGCAGCGAGCAGCCGAAUUGUUGGCUGUUGAGGGUUAUGACCCCCCCGACCUUCAGUUUACCCCCAGAGGUUACCUCUUCCUCGCCCUCCAGGCCGGGGUAGACCAGAUGAUGGAGAACUACAAAAUGCAGACGGAGCUGGGCGCCGACGUGCAGUGUCUGUGGCCUAAGCAACUACAGAAGAAGUUUCCCUGGAUGCGGGUAGGCGAUGUGGCCGCCGCUGUACUAGGCGUCAACAAUGAAGGAUGGUUUGAUCCUUGGAGUCUUUUAACGGCGCUGAGGCGAAAAGCUUUGUCCCUGGGAGCCACUUAUGUGUCUGGCACAGUGACAGGUCUACACAACUACGAGCAACCUACUACUGACAACCUCCAUCACCCACCUGCCAGCACACUCACCACUGCCACGGUGAGGCUGGAAAGCGGGGAGACCCGAGAGAUGAGGUUUUCCUCUUUGGUGGUGGCAGCAGGAGCGUGGUCAGGUGCCCUGGGGAAUCUGGCAGGUUUGGGUGGUGGGCCGGGUGCUCUGGCCACAGCCAUACCUGUAGAGCCGAGAAAACGGUAUGUAUACUGUGUGCAUGUUCCGGAUGGCCCCUGGCAUGACUGCCCCAUAUUCAACGACUACACUGGGGUGUAUUUCCGGCCUGAAUUUAAUAGCAACCAACUCUACAUGUGUGGCAUGUCCCCUGCUGAGGAGGAUGAGCCACCUACAGAGGAUCUGGAAGUUGACCACCAGUUCUUUGAGACACAUAUUUGGCCUGUACUGGCUCAGAGGGUUCCUGCCUUUGAAAAUUUAAAGGUAUGCAGUGCCUAUGCUGGUUAUUAUGAUUACAACACAUUCGACCAGAACCUAAUUAUUGGCUUCCACCCAGUGUACAAGAACAUGUGCCUUGCUACUGGCCUCAGUGGCCAUGGUAUCCAGCAAUCUGUGGCAGUAGGUCGGGCUGUGACUGAGUGUAUUCUGGAUGGCAAGUGUCACUUCAUUAACUUGGAAAGGUUUGGCUUUCAAAGGAUUCUCACCAACCAACCUCUCAAGGAGAAGAUGGUUAUGUAGUGCUCCACACAAGAGUUUCUUGUGUGGAGCCCCUUUCAACUUGAACUAUUGUUACAGUUAUGACAUGACUUUUUGUAGUGAAUUUCCUGUACAAUCUUUUUUUUUCUGAUUGAAUGAUUAUAUUGGAGAAAUGUAUCAGUUAAGACAAUUGGUCUCACUAAGGCCUAAUGAUGGUCAUCCUCUGUGGGUCCAAUGUUAGUACAGGAGGAAAUUUUUGUACCUGGAAAAAACCUAACACAUUCAGAAUACUGAACAACACUUUCCUCAUAUCCAGCCAAAGUCAGUGGUGAAAGGCAAGUGCAAUACCUUCCCAAGACCUCAUUUGACUUUUGGAGUUGGGGCAUGAAGUAAUUAAUCAUGAAUCAGCACACUCCAGAAAGUUCCAAUGAAUCUGGUGCUUCUAUUGUUAACUAACUCAUCUCUUGUUUGCAUGGCAGGUCUAUAACCCUAUAAUAGUUUAGUACAUUAUUGUCAUUUAAUGUAACGAUACAUGUGAUUAAGCAGCUGUGCAUUUCAUACUGAUGUCAGUACUUAUAGGCAGGGUAUAAGAGAGCACGUUAUGCUGUCCAACAUUUGCCAGCUUUUAGAUAUAGUUCAUUACUUCUCAUUGUUAAGUGAAUGCCAUAAUAUAACCCACAUUUUUGUAUUGUAGCAUGUGCUAUACUGUGUGACCCACUUCUGGUUGGUCAUAUAAAGAAUUAUAAUAAACUAGA
This is a messenger RNA of Homarus americanus (American lobster), 2150 nucleotides long. RefSeq names its product FAD-dependent oxidoreductase domain-containing protein 1-like. The record is from RefSeq and is a predicted model, not a curated record. Gene Ontology annotation, cellular component: cytoplasm. The transcript has 9 exons. Bases 37 to 1437 code for a protein of 466 amino acids. Lineage: Eukaryota; Metazoa; Arthropoda; Malacostraca; Decapoda; Nephropidae. Gene Ontology annotation, molecular function: oxidoreductase activity.